UAAUUCUUCCCAGACCCAGCCGGCCCCGCGCUGGCACCGGGCCUCGGAGUUUUGACUUUCCAUCAUGGUGCUUAAUUGUCCCCGGAGUUCAUGGUCGGUCAUCCUGAUGUGGGGUAAGUAAACAUACACUUAACCAGCUUUUUUUCUGGAAAUUCAAUUCAACGUCUCGAGCAUUUUUGGAAAAGCACAGCAAAACUAUUCUCUCGCAUCGCGUGCUUUCCUGCCCUGUUACGAUACCCUACAGCGAUGAACGGAACAACUCUGAAGUCCACCGAAGGUGGCAUUGCCCAAGAUAGGCCACUGAAGGUUCUGAUAGCUGGGGGAGGUAUUGGAGGUCUCUCAGCUGCCAUCUUCCUGCGACACGCUGGACAUACCGUCGAGAUAUUUGAGUCUAGCCGAUUCGCUUCAGAAACUGGAGCAGCAAUUCAUAUCCCGAGCAACGUCAAUGGGUUACUGAGGAGAAUGGGUAUGAUCCCAGAAGACAAUGGAGCAAACCAGUGCGAGUGGGUUUCAGAGUACCGACCAAAGGGCGAACAAGUCUUUCUCAAAGAUGUUCGGAUGCUGUCCAAAGUCUUCCCAUAUCCUUGGCAAUUGAUCCACCGAGUUGACUUGCACAAUGCUUUGAAAGUCCUCGCGACUUCUACUACAGGGAAGGGUACACCAGCAAUUCUCCACCUGAGAAGCCGAGUUGCUAAGGUGGAUGUCUCAAGUACAAGUUUGACAUUGGAGGAUGGGACGACACACACGGGAGAUCUCAUCAUUGGAGCGGACGGAGUGCACUCCAAAAUUCGAGGCUCGUUGAUUAAGGACCUAUCACCACCUGAGACCUCAGGAUCCAGUGCUUUCAGAUUUCUCAUUCCAGUCGAAAAGAUCAAGUCCGAUCCAAAAACAGCACAUUUUGUUCAGCGCCCUGGAGAGCUGCAACUCUGGUAUGGUGAGGACCGAAGAAUCGUGGUGUAUCCCUGCAAGAAUAACACACAAUUGAACUUUGUUGCCUUGCAUCCGGAUGAAGAGUCAGAGGCUAGCGCAGAGGAAUGGGACCAGUCUGCUUCGAAGGAGACAAUGUUGCACUGCUUCAGGUCAUAUCCAGAGGCCGUCAAGGCAGUUCUCGCCAAAGCAGCUCCCGAAGGUAUCAACUUAUGGAAGCUUCUUGAUCAUGACGAACUUGGCCGAGAGAACUGGGUCCAUGGAAAAAUCGCUCUUCUUGGAGAUGCAGCUCACGCAUUCUUGCCUCAUCAAGGGCAAGGCGGCGCUCAAGCUAUCGAGGAUGCCGCUGCACUUGGAGCAUUACUUCCUUUGGGAACUCGGCCAGAAGAUAUUCCCAAGCGACUUGAGUUGUACAUCCAAGCCCGCUACGAUCGCGCAACAUUGGUGCAGGAUGUCAGUCGCCAAGCAGCUUUCAAGACGUCUCGUGGAAAACAUGGUGGCAAGGUCAUGGACCCAAUGCAGUUUACGGAGUUGAAUUUCAACCAUGAUGCGUUCGAUAAUGCUCACGCAAUUUUGCUUCGAGAGAUGAGAAAUGCCGCGGCGUAUCGUCGGAUGCCACUUUCGUUUGGUCCAACCCCAAGUCCACGGCAAGACUUGAAUGGCAGAGCUCGAACUAUGGGCAAACACUCGUACCAGACCAGCUUCGUGACUUUCAAGACAAAUAAGAGCUAUCUCAACACAUUUCUUCCCAGCAACGAUUUUGUAAUCAGCAGUCGAGGCGCCUGGGCAACUGCUACAUUUUCUGUUUCCAAACUGGGGAACUUGGACUGGCUUGGUGGACGAGGCUAUUCGUUCUUCGGACUUUACAUCCACGAUGUUACACACACCGGUGCCGCGGAUGCGAAAGAAACAAAAGGAGACUUUCUGCCAGUCCUGUUCGAAAAUAUGGCCGAUCCUAUCAUCACUGGACGGGAAGAGAUCAACUUCCCCAAAGUCUUCGCCACAUUAGACGAGCAGGUAUCGGCCUCAUCAUACAAACUUAGUGCCGGCUGGCAAGGAACGGAAUUCUGCCAACUCAGUCUUGAUGGCUUAGUAGAUUCUGCGGACGCUCAGUCUGUCUUGCAGACUCCUGUAUUGACUGCCACUUCGACACUGUCGAAUGACGAGAAAGGAACAGUCGAGACGCUGAACUGCUUCUCGAGCCCAGCUCUUCCGGCGCAAGAGGGUGAGAAGAGACAGAAGGCUGCUUCGGCAACCGUCAAGUUCACAGAUCUGGAGGGCAUGGAACUGGAACGUGCUUUCCCUACGCUUGCGAAUAUUGUGAAGGGACUGAGGGGUAUUAAGGUCGUGGAGGUUUUGGACGCGGGAGUUCGGGCUUCAGAGUAGUUUGCAGAUUGAUGAAAAAUGUACUUUACAAACGUUUCAUACAUAGUUAUCCGUCUAAAGCGUUCGAUCACCAUGUAUCUGUGUCGGAAGCACAGAAUAACCUCAAGACUCGCCUCCUCGAGCGUGACCCGUUACGUCAUUUAAGGACAUUCAUAUCACAAUUUAAUAUAUAAGACAAUUUGU
This is a messenger RNA of Cadophora gregata, 2496 nucleotides long. RefSeq lists its product as uncharacterized. The record is from RefSeq and is a predicted model, not a curated record. The transcript is spliced from 2 exons. Lineage: Eukaryota; Fungi; Ascomycota; Leotiomycetes; Helotiales; Ploettnerulaceae. Gene Ontology annotation, molecular function: FAD binding; monooxygenase activity; lyase activity. Bases 247 to 2313 code for a protein of 688 amino acids.